AUGAUGCGACGAUUCUCUAUACCAUGUCUGAGUAUAUUGAUUGCGGUCCUCAUAUUCGUCUCCCGGGCAGUGAGUGAGCCCGUGCAGUACUGCCGAUUCGGCCAUGAGAAUGGCCCCGAUGCUUCCGUCGACUUUUGCGUGGGGAUUACCACGUACAACAAUGUAUCAUCAAACGAAUAUGACAUGUACAUGAGUAUGCAUGUUACUAGAAGUUCGGCGCUAGGAUGGACUGCACUCGGGACGGGGUCCAUGAUGGCAGGUUCGCUAAUGUUUAUCGUCUACGGAGAUCCUUUUUCUACUGGCCAUGAAGCUCUGACAGUGAGCAUCCGAACGAUUGACGGUCAUCAUCAACCUCGAGUCCUCACCGAAGCCGAUACUGGAGGGGCAGAUAUCCGUCUCCUCCAGGCCGAUUGGGUUCCUGUUAAUGUCACAGAUGUUGAUGAUUCGCAGACCAUUCCUUCAAACAUAGCCUCGGUCUCUACUGCGAAAGUAGCACUUGUGUGCUAUUCAUGCGGGAAGUGGCCUGGUGCUCCAAUAACUGCCGAUGCUACCGCCCAACCCUGGAUUUGGGCGUGGAAUGAUAAGCAGGAAUUUGACGAGUACUCAGACGACGUCCAUCUAAAGGUGCACGGACACCAUGCAUCAAGUGGCGGCUGGGGUCGUUUCUACGUUGACAUGGCGCACUCUAUCAGCAAUGACACAUCCACACCCUCAUCGCCUCCAAUUAGACCUGGUGUUACUUCAGUCGGCGCCUCGGAUAUCCCCGGUGGAUGGAAUUGGAUGAAUCCGGCUGUCUAUAUUCACGGAUUUCUCAUGAGUGCUGCCUUUCUGAUCUUCUUCCCGGCCGGUGUAAUUGCGAUGCGGUCAGAGUCACCUAAAUCGUUCCGCUAUCAUUGGAUCCUACAGCUGCUCGCCUCGAUUUUCGUCUUGAUCGGCACAGCUAUAGGGCUUAUUCGAGCACACAAGAUCGACUCGGUUCAUCAUUAUAUCGGGAUUAUCGUGGCAUUGUGCAGCAUCGUCCAAAUAGGGCUAGGCUGGCGUCACCAUGUUGUUUUCGUUCGUAUACAAACACGCCAGUGGGCCUCCCACGGCCAUAUAUGGCUCGGGCGUCUGUUUCUAUUGCUAGGCUGGGCAAACAUCAUUAUCGGAUUGCUUCUAACUGGCCACGGAUGGUCUUUGGUUUCUCUUGCUGCCAGUUUUAUCUCUCUUGUUGCUUUGGUCUUGGUAGGCUGGGUUUGGUUUGCUACACGUCAGCGUAAGCAGCGUGAGCGCCAACCCGAUGGGGAAGAGGGGAACCCUCUGUACCCUCUACAGGCAACACGGGACGACUACUUUGCUGUGGCUAUGGAUGACGACGAUGAUAACGAGUCCCAAACCAGUGGCGAAGAUUCGGAAACCGUCAAGAUACGCAAGUCUGAUGUCGAGUGA
Molecule: messenger RNA, 1428 nt
Organism: Aspergillus puulaauensis
Lineage: Eukaryota; Fungi; Ascomycota; Eurotiomycetes; Eurotiales; Aspergillaceae
Product: cytochrome and DOMON domain-containing protein
Exons: 1
Coding region: 1-1428 (475 amino acids)
Source: RefSeq, a predicted model, not a curated record